Aegilops tauschii subsp. strangulata is the source of this 930-nucleotide messenger RNA. NCBI's taxonomy places the organism in Eukaryota, Viridiplantae, Streptophyta, Magnoliopsida, Poales, Poaceae. The record is from RefSeq and is a predicted model, not a curated record.
CGACGUCACCUUUGGAAUCUCCUCCCCUAUUCUGGCUUUUGCGACCGCCUCUCUCUCCUCCGCCUGCCUAUCCGCUCCAUCCUCCACACGUCAGGCGUGCCGUGUCUCUUCUUCCUUCUCUCCCUCCCUCCCGUCCGAGCCUGCUAUAAAAUCCCUGCCCCCUCCCGUCUCCUCUCCACACAUCCGAUCCAAUCCAAUCCAGUCCCCGUCCAAUCGAAGCGAAGCGAAGCGAAGGCUCUCUCGUCCUCCUCCUCAAGAUGCAGAUCUUUGUGAAGACCCUCACCGGCAAGACCAUCACCCUUGAGGUCGAGUCCUCGGACACCAUCGACAACGUCAAGGCUAAGAUCCAGGACAAGGAGGGCAUCCCUCCGGACCAGCAGCGUCUCAUCUUUGCUGGCAAGCAGCUUGAGGAUGGCCGCACCCUCGCUGACUACAACAUCCAGAAGGAGUCCACCCUCCACCUGGUGCUCAGGCUCCGUGGUGGCAUGCAGAUUUUUGUCAAGACCCUCACUGGCAAGACCAUCACCCUGGAGGUUGAGUCCUCGGACACCAUUGACAACGUGAAGGCGAAGAUCCAGGACAAGGAGGGCAUUCCCCCGGACCAGCAGCGUCUCAUCUUCGCUGGUAAGCAGCUUGAGGAUGGCCGCACCCUGGCGGACUAUAACAUCCAGAAGGAGUCCACCCUUCACUUGGUGCUCCGUCUCCGUGGUGGCCAGUAAGUGCCUGGCAAUGGAGCGGCUUCUCUGCGGGUUCACAGGUCUUGUGUCUUCGAUAUGUCCUCCAAUGGUGCAUGUGUCUGUCGUCCUGGUCGUUUCUAUGUUUCUAUCGUAGUGUGCUGCAUCGUUAUGUUCGGUUGUAUUUGAGAACUGCUGCUGUUGUGAACAGCUUUGGUGAACUUGAUAAAUAAGUGAGCCCCUAAUUGUGUCUGCA